Volvox carteri f. nagariensis is the source of this 6003-nucleotide messenger RNA. RefSeq lists its product as uncharacterized. NCBI's taxonomy places the organism in Eukaryota, Viridiplantae, Chlorophyta, Chlorophyceae, Chlamydomonadales, Volvocaceae. Gene Ontology annotation, biological process: SCF-dependent proteasomal ubiquitin-dependent protein catabolic process. The annotation marks the transcript as partial. The record is from RefSeq and is a predicted model, not a curated record. The transcript is spliced from 12 exons. Gene Ontology annotation, cellular component: SCF ubiquitin ligase complex. Gene Ontology annotation, molecular function: protein binding.
AUGCCCAUCAAGAUGGGCCUUACUUGUCCGUUUCCUUAUGGCAACAUGAAGGCCGUAACUCUGCCGUCCAGGCUGGCUGUGGUGGAUGGGGUCCCAGGGGCCAAGCUGGGUUGGGAGCCCCAGGGUCAAGAAGGCGAAGGGGGUGACGGCGACAUGCAAGGUGUCGUGCGAAGGCGUCGAGCUUGGUUGCGACGGGUUUUCGGCGACGAUAUCGAUGAGAACGGUGACGACGAUAAUUGGUACAAUCGUUCCCCCACGGAAGUUCCGCCGCCCCACGACAUGGAUGAAAUCUAUCAUUUCCGCAGCAAUGAACUACCUGAAAGAAUCCCUGAAAAGAUCCUGCAGCAGCAACAGCGGCUGCUCCAGCAGUUGAUGCAUAACCGCCAGGAACUCCGACAGCAGCAGGAACAGCUCCUACAGCAACCCCAGCUUCAGCACUUGCAGGGCACCCCCCUCAUUCCGCAGGAGGAGCUCCAAGAGCCACUGCUUCAGGUGCAGCUCCACCCGGUGGAGCAGCGGCAACAAAACCUUCGGCAACUCUUGCCACAGCUGCAGGCAGCAGAAGCGGCCCAAGAGCAGCCGCGACACAUGCUAAACUUGGGCAUUCGGACAAUAUUUGAGCGCGGCCCAGGCCCAUACUUGGACGGCGCCGGCGCCCCGCACCGGGGGGCCUCAGUCCACCGCGGCCUCGCCGACCCGGACCUGGAGGCUAACGAGCCCCUAGGGCGCGACCCCUUCGGACCCGGCCACCGCCGCAUACGUGGUGGCAUGGGCCCGCUGCUGGCGCCACCGCACGACCUGAUGCCUGACGCCGCCACUGGCAGCGCCGCUGCUGCUGCUGCCGCUGCUGCUGCCGCUGCUGGCACUGAGGCAGCCAUCGACGCCGACGCCGAGAUGGCCAUGGCCCUAGUCCUCGAAGAGGACAUGGAAGACGAUUUGGAGGACCUGCAGCAGCAGCAGCAGCAGCCUGAAUGGGAGCGAUGUCGCGGCAGCGGCGGUGAAAUCGGUGAAGCUGCCCCUCUACGGCUCUACGGCGGCGACCCUGCGGACCUGGAUCUGGCGCACGCGGUCCCGACCAACUCGAUUAGCGCGGUGAUGGAGAACUCCGACCUGCUGAAGACGGUGCUGAUGGAGCUUCAUGUGGUGGACCUGUGCCGGGUGGCCUGCGUCAGUCGGUUGUGGAUGCGGGUGGUGCACGACCCGACCUUCUGGCGCAGCGUCAACCUGCUGGGGCGGCCCGUGCUGCGGUUGUGUUAUCGGCAGCGUGGCGUCAUUCAGGAGCUGCGGCUGGGGGGCUCCAUGAUCACACCGAAUGGCAGCUCACUGCUGCAGCGCCUAGUGCCGCUGCUGGGCAGCCUGGCCACCUUGGAGCUUCAGCAGUGGAUCCUGACGGACCGGGCCCUGACGCACCUGUCCGGGGGGAUGCCCAACCUGAAGCAGCUGAUUCUGCGGGAAGUGCAGAUCGUGGGGGGACCUGGUGCGCAGGCCGACGCCUCUCUGUCCCACCCUCACGUGACCUCCCUGGACCUCUCCCGCUGCAAGUCCGGCCGCCUGGCCCUCAGCUGCCCGCAGCUGCUCCGCCUCUCCAUCUGCUACUCCCAGUUCACCGCCCUCGUCACCUCGCACGGCUCCCUGCCCUGCCUCGAGUACCUUCACCUCGCCUCCACGCAGCGACUCACCGACCAGAGCCUCCUCUCCGCCGUCACCUCGCUCCUCUCCCUCCGCCACCUCAUCCUUGAGGACGUGCCGGUUUCGGAGGAUCUCAUCCGCGGCGCCGCGCGCUCCCUGGAGCACCUGACCCAGCUGGAGAUCAAGGUCUGCAGUGGGCUGAUCCUGUCGGCGGCGCGGGGGCCCCCUGCGUUCGCCUCCCUGCGGCGCCUGGUUCUCCGCCGGUGCGAGUCCGUCUCCUCCACGACAACGGCCCUUCUGGUGGAGGGCUGUGUGGGCCUGGAUGAGCUGGAGCUGGAUGGGUGCGGCCAGCUGGUAACGCUGACAGCGACGUUGCCGGUGUUGCGCAGUUUGUCGUUGCGGGGUUGCCGGAUGCUGACGGUGUUGGAGCUGCGGUGCCGGCGGCUGGAGGAACUGCGGUUGGGCUCCCUGGAGCCGGGGGUUCCGGGGGGAGCGGCGCUGCGGCGGGUGCUGGUGGCGAGUGAUGCGCUGCGUGCCAUUGCCUGGCGGCAUCUGCCCUCCCUGGAGGAGCUGGUGCUGGACUGCCCCGCACUCACCUCGCUUAGCCUGACGGACUGUGACAGCCUCACGGAUAAGAUCUUUGACAUGCUCACGGACGUGCAGGAGGUCACCCUGGCACCCGCACCCGCACCCGGGGGCCCCACGGCGCCUGCAGUGGAGCCACCACCACCACCACAACAACAACAACAACAGCCGGUGCAUAUGUCUGUGCCGUCCCGGCAGCUACCUCCGCCCCCGCCGCCGCCUGAGCAGCCGCCUCACCCACAGCCGACCCAGGUGCAGGCCCAGGUGCCGGCGGCGCAACAGCCCCUGUCACAUCAGGCGCAUCCGGACCACCUGCUGGCCGCACAGCUGCAACGCCAACCGCAGCCGGCCAGACGGGACGUGUUUGGGUAUCGCGGCGCAGCGCCAAGACCGGUGCUCCGCGACCAGGAUGUUGGACCGGGUCGCUUCCGCCUCCGCCUGCGUGCCAUGAUGAGGGCGGAGCGGCCCCUCAGAGACAGAGACGGAGACGGAGACUGGGAGCGCCUCCGUGUGGAGCUGGGCAACGUGGUGGAACGGAGGGUGGGCGAGGAGCAGGAGCCAGCGGUACCACCCAUCGCUGCAGCUGCACCUGGAUCGAGACGGGAACCAGCGACGGCAACAGGAGGUGCGGCGUUAUCCGGAGUGGAGACAGUCGCAGCAGCUCCAGCAGCACCAACAGGCGCAGCAGGGCCCGGCGCCGGGUAUGGAGACGGUUCUAAUGGCAGCGGGGAGGAGGGGUUGGACUUGGUGGCGGCGGGAGCACCUGAGGGGCCGGGGCGUCGAGCUGCAGGCCUGCAGGGUGGGCCGCCGCAGCGCAGGCUUGGCGGUGCAGGUGGGGAUGAUGCCGGGAGCAGCGGCGCUCGCACAUUUGCGGUAGCGACGGCGGCGACGGCGGCGGCGAUAGGGCCGGCGCCAGGACUAGCACCUGCGGCCGACACGGUGGUUAGCUGGAUUCCGAAAGUCGUCCGCAGCAAUAACAGCGGCAGUGGGUCCACGAACCAACCAGCGACGCUACCACCUGCACUGCUACAGCUGCCGCUACAGGCUCCAGUGCACAUGAUGGCCCUGGGUCCAUGGAGCCUGCAGCAGAUUGCAGACGCCCGAGUGGAACUGCAACAACAACAGCAGCAACAGCCACAGCCACAGCCCAGGCGCACGCCCUGGUGGCCGCAGGGGCCACCGCCGCAGGUAGCCCAGUACGUGCCGCCGCACCAACCGCUGCCGCCGCCCCCGCCCCCGCAGCACCAGCAGCGCAUCUUUAUGGUGCACCUGCCGGGGACCCUGCUGCGGCCCCAGCUGGCCCCAGCACCAGCACCACCGCCUCUAGCGCUGCAGACUCACCGCCAAGCGAUGCUGCAGGAGAUGCUGCAGCCAGCUGCCCAACACCGCCCGCGGCAGCACCAGCACCAGCACCUACAGCCACAACACCAACCUCAGAAACCACACCAACCGCAGCAACUACAGCAACAGCAGCAACAGCAGCAACAGCAGCAACUACAGCAACAGCAGCAACAGCAGCAACAGCAGCAACAGCAGCAACAGCAGCAACAGCAGCAACAGCAGCAACAGCAGCAACAGCAGCAACAGCAGCAACAGCAGCAACAGCAGCAACAGCAGCAACAGCAGCAACAGCAGCAACAGCAGCAACAGCAGCAACAGCAGCAACAGCAGCAACAGCAGCAACAGCAGCAACAGCAGCAACAGCAGCAACAGCAGCAACAGCAGCAACAGCAGCAGCAACAGCAGCAACCGCAACAGCAGCAACCGCAACAGCAGCAACCGCACCAACAGCAACCGCACCAACAGCAACCGCACCAACAGCAACCGCACCAACAGCAAGAGCAGCAAGAGCAACAGCAACCACACCAGCGACAGCAGCAACCACACCAGCAACCACACCAGCAACAGCAGCAACCACACCAACCACACCAACCACAGCAACAGCAGCAACCACAGCAGCAACAGCAGCAACUUCCGCAGGAGCUACGUCUGGAGGGCUGUGAUGGGCUGCGCCAUGCGCGGCUUCGUCAUGGCCGCUUGGUCACCGCGAGCUUCCGGGGGUGUCGCGGUCUGCUGACUCUGCGGCUGUGCUGCCCCACGCUGGGGACGCUGGCUCUUGAGGAGUGCGGCGAACUGGAGAGCGUGGCGCUGUCGCCAGCGGGACUGAGCAGCCUGUCGCUGGGUGCUUGCUGCGCCCUCCGCGAAGCCGAGCUGUUAUGUCCCUCCCUAGAGCAGCUCAGUCUCAAGGGCUGCGGCAGCCUGCGCCACGCCAGCCUGCAUUGCCCCCGACUGAGGGAGCUGGAUGCCACCUUCUGCGGAGGUCUCACAGACGAGGCCCUGGCGACGGCGCUGGCCAGCCGUCCACCGUUGGCCUCGUUGGUGCUCAGCGUGUGCUGCUCGCUAGGCCAUGACAUGACGGCGCCGCUGUCCGUACUGGCGGGGCUGCGCCACCUGGACCUGUCGUACAGUAGCGUGUCGCGGCUGGCGCCCGUGCUGUCAGGCUGCACCGGCCUCACGGCGCUCUGCCUGGGCUCAUGUCCGGAGCUGGAUGCAGAGGGGGAGGAGCUGCUGCAGCUGCUGCCUGAGAGGGGCAAUGCGCUGCCGCACCUAUCCUCUCUCGACGUGUCGUACUGUCCGCUAUCUCCCCGCGUCGUCGUACCGCUGGUGAGGGGCCUCACGCACCUGACACACCUGGCCCUGAACGGCUGCCUGGGGGCUGAUGAAGGCAUCUGGCGCUGCGCAGUACUGGAGCCAGGCACAGCCGGCGGGCAGUCCCGUCAGAAGGGUGCACCUAGCGGGAACAUGGCCUCGACCGAGGACGAGAACAUGGCCGUGAACAACAAGGCUUUUCCGGUCCCCGCGGGGGCUUACACGACGGGCGCUGGUGCCAUGGUGGCCGCUGCAGCGGCCGCUGAGCCGCCACGCAGCGGCGAUGUCCCGGCAUCCCGGCUGGAAAAGCUGAGCCUCGUGCGCUGCACCUACCUGGCGUCUCUGUGCCUAGGGCUGGUGCCGGUGCAGGACGCGGCCCCCUGCCCCAAUCGUCAAGGAGGCCGUGGAGACGGAGGCAGUUGUCGUGGGGCAGAUCUGCGCGGUGGGGCAGCGAGCUCCGCUAGCGAGGCCUCAGGCAGUGGCGCGGUGCCUGGCAGCGGCGGGACCCGUAUCGGUGGGCCGGGUUGUGGCUGGCAGUGGCCGGAGGGUGGUCCGCCGCCGCGGUCGCUGCUGGGGCCGCCGUGGAGACCCGUGGGCUGUGUGCUGUCGGGGCUGCGGAGCCUGAGGCUUGGGCUGAGUGGCGUGCAGGCUGUGGCGCUGGCGCUGCCUCACCUGACCCAGCUGGACCUGAACGGCUGCAGCGGCCUCCGCUGCUUGGAGCUGCGCUGCCCCGCUCUCAGCGAGCUGCACCUGCAGGCCUGCUGCUCACUGCCAGCCGACCUUUGGCUGCCGCUGCUGGGGGCACUGGGCGGCACAGCUGCCGGUGGCCGCGGCCUGGCGCUGCUAGAUGCCCAACACGCGGGGGCGUUCGGAGAGGCUGUGGCGGCGACGCUGGCGGCAGCGGCGGUGAUGGCAGCCGCCGCCGAGGGCGACACGGAUCCGGGCCCGAGCUGCAGCAACGCCGCGCAGGCCGUUCCUGCGGGGCCGGUGCUGGCAGAGGCGGAUGAGACUGAAGGCGCCGGUACCCGUGGCGUCAUCAUCUGCAGCAAAGGGGGGAAAGGGGAGGAGCAGGGUACGCCUGUGAAGGGCGGCCUAGCGGGUGGCGGCACUGGUGGCAGAGGCAAGGCGGGUAGGAUGGUA